Molecule: messenger RNA, 1618 nt
Organism: Engraulis encrasicolus (European anchovy)
Lineage: Eukaryota; Metazoa; Chordata; Actinopteri; Clupeiformes; Engraulidae
Product: maternal B9.10 protein-like
Exons: 5
Coding region: 46-1086 (346 amino acids)
Biological process (GO): negative regulation of cell population proliferation; negative regulation of mitotic cell cycle
Cellular component (GO): cytoplasm; nucleus
Source: RefSeq, a predicted model, not a curated record
CGACCAGCACCCGUGAGGGCCACACUGACAGGUGCACGUUGGCAAAUGAUUAGAACUACACAACACAAGCAUAGAAAAAUGGCCCAUUGGAAGGGAAAACGGCUUGAAGAAGCCCAAAACAGUCCGUCAUUAUCGAGCACUGACCUUGAAAGAAUGAGGAAAGAAGUCGAGGCGGUUGGAAUAUUGCUGAAAACGCUGCUGACGAGGGCAGACAUGCUGGAUCCUGAGCAGGUGGACAUCUUCGUGGAGAGAGUCAUGGGUCUUCUACUAAUGAAGUACAAGGGUCACUGGUACCCCGAUAACCCUACAAAAGGUCAAGCGUUUAGGUGUAUUCGUGUUAAUGGUCACCAGAGCGUGGAUCCUGAGCUGCUGUCGGCCUGCCUGGAGACGGGGGUGCAGUACUGCUACCUGGGCCUGCCUCCAGAACUCACCGUCUGGGUCGACCCGGGAGAAGUCAGCUGCAGGUACAGCGAGGACACUCCACCUUUUACCCUCGCAAGGUUCAUUGGCGACGCUCAGGAUGUCGACAAUGACGACGUCUUGCUGAGAGUGAGAAGUGCCCUGGAAAAAGUGUCCGACGACGGUGGUGGUCCUCCCUGUGUGUUCUCCCAUGCCGCCGCUGAAUACGACCACGGGCUGGCCACCCCUCCCUCGGAGCCGGACAGCGAUUACUGCACCGCCUCCUCAGAGAGCCUCUCCAGCGUCUCCUCCUCGCCAGAGCACCAGAGCUCAGCGUCAGCCUCGUCGCCACAAGACAGACCUGCCGCUGCCGCUGCUGCUGCCACGCCGUUCCAAAACAGGACCCCUCCUUUACAGGUGAUGUACCCGGCUCUACCGCCACCACCACAGCCUCUGCUGCCAAUGCCCUGGGGAGCCGUGCCCGCCGUGAGGGCACCAGUUGAGGCACGGCCCUGUCUCAUGCUGGAUCCCCGGGGGAGGCCCAUGCCUCCUGCAGUCAGGCCCCACAAUUGGUCCUCCAGACCGGCCUGCCUCAGCCACCACAGCCCCAUGUGGCACUUCCCCCCCGGCGCAGACACACCGUGCCAUGGAAGUGUCAGAGGAGCGUGGCCCUUGGCUGGGAAAUGAAGGAGUGGACUUGACAGUCGGCUACUGGAGUAGUUUACCACCACAUUUUCAAGAAAUGUCUGACCACAGUGCAUUGUAGUUUUACAGUGUCUAUGUGCACUUCCGCUUGCGGAUGGCAUCUCAAAUGUGGUGUGUCCCGACUUGAAUUACAUUUCAUUGCUCAAUUCAACAUCACAUUUCUUUGUGUGUAUGUUUUUCUUUGCACUUUUCUGGAUGUGUCGCUUCACUGAUGGUGCCUUAUCAUGGUGCGGCGACUUUAUUAUUUAUUUAUAAAUAGAUUAAAUGUAUUUAAUUAGUGGGUUCAGCAUAACAUAAGACAUUCAUCUGUUUAUUCCUUAAAUGCUGUUUGUCACAGGAUGAUUCAAUGCUAAUAACUGAACAUGCACAGAAACCUGGUGGUGGUCAUAGCCUCACAUUUUCUUUAUGAUUAACCACUUAUAGAAAACUAGGCACUGAUAAAAAAAAAGUUAAAGAAGUGAUGUGCUUUGUAGAUAAUUACAAAGAUUCCCUCCCAAUAAACUAAGCAAACACA